CUCGACUCUCAGCUGUUCACGGCUACCAAGGUCAGUUAGCGGGAGCGCCAGUUGAAGAAUUCUAGCUGUCGUCUCUUCGCUUUCUGGGCCUUCCUGUCAAUCUCUGAGCCUCCUCCUUUUGGACACCUGCCUGAUUGCAAGGAUGGGCUGCCGGGACUUUUGCGCAUCCUUCUGGGAGAAAGUGAAAGCCAUCUUCAACAACUGCUUGGUUUUCGCCCCGGACAUCUCGUGCAACGGUCUAGUGCUCAAACUACACUACCGAUGCUCAUGUCUGGUCAUGUUCGUCGCAUUUCUCGUCGCUGUCAUUCCAUGGUUCUCCCGUGAUGUUAUAUCCUGCACGUCAUACUUCAACUCCGAAACACAAGUUCGACUCGACUACCUCAACAUCUGCAUCUCGUACCCCUUCGUGGAGAAGGACGGGGAGAGGCGCUACAUCCUCUUCUACAGGUGGAUUUGGUGGUCGCUUGCCUUCUUGGUCGUGGUGUUCUACAUCCCCAGGAUCUUGUGCAGGAUCUUCGACAACGGCCAGUGCAGCAGCCUCCUGAAGGAACUCUCAAUCAAGGCCCGAUGCCACAAGGGGCAAUGGCACGAGCUGGUGGAGACAGCGGCCCAGUACCUACGCGUGAACCUUAACACUCACAACAACCUCUACUGGAAAUUCCUGUCAGUAAAUCUGCUGGCGCUCCUUAUCGACUGCUUCGCCAUAGGGUUCCUGAACAUCGUCCUGCAGGGCCGCUUCAUCCACUACGGGCACCGGGGCUUCCCUUACGAGAGGAACGUCACGAGCUUCACCGACGACUUCUCCCAGACGUUCCCGCCCUUCGUGUCAUGCGAGCUGAGUAGUGAGCACAAACUGAUCAAUAGGCGAGUUGAGAGGUACGGGUGCCACUUGAUCUUUAUGGAGCUGUACAACAAGAUAUUCCUGUUCCUUUGGUACUGGCUCGUGUUCCUCGCCAUCGUCGCCAGCUGCUACCUCGUGUUCCUCUUCGUGCUGUGGCUGCCGUUCGUGCGCGAGCGUUUACUCCGCCCAGCCAAGCCCGCCAUCGCCGAGGAAAAUGUUGGGGUGGUGGUCGCUGGGGCGCUGAGCAAGUGCAUGCUCGGUGACGUGUAUGUCCUCUACAGGAUCAAGAGCCGCGUCAGCCACACCCAGUUCUUGGACCUCUUAAAACGGCUCUCCGAACCUAAUUUCCUCAAGGAUGACGCCGCUUAGAGGCUCUUGCGAACUCCAGAAUCUGCCGAUGAGACAGUCCCGGAUCCCUUCUUCUCGUCUUGUUAUUUGUUAACAUGUUUCUUUGUACGCGAGGAUAUUGCAUAGAGUAAAUUUCGAUAAACGUUUAGAGUAAUGUUUUGAAAGAAUUUGCUUUGACAGCCUGAAAGCGAGAGAAAACUAGAGAGAGAGAGAGAGAGAGAGAGAGAGAGAGAGAGAGAGAGAGAGAGAGAGAGAGAGAGAGAGAGAGAGAGAGAGAGAGAGAGAGAGAGAGAGAGAGAGAGAGAGAGAGAGAGAGAGAGAGAGAGAGAGAGAGAG
Messenger RNA from Penaeus indicus, 1525 nucleotides. Its product is annotated as innexin inx2-like. The record is from RefSeq and is a predicted model, not a curated record. Bases 143 to 1210 code for a protein of 355 amino acids. The transcript has 3 exons. Gene Ontology annotation, cellular component: gap junction; plasma membrane. Gene Ontology annotation, molecular function: gap junction channel activity. Lineage: Eukaryota; Metazoa; Arthropoda; Malacostraca; Decapoda; Penaeidae.